UGUGUAAGAUAAAAUACUGAGAUUUUUUAAAAUUAUGUUCCUUCACUUGUUGAACAUUAUACGUUAAAUCGGGGCUGUGGUCUGGGACGCUGAUGUAGUUACAACACCCCUCCGUGCUCUGUUUUGGACUCUUCCGCGUUGUCAUGGAUACGAGCAAAACUACACAGACAUGGCUAGGCUGGUGAAGUUUUACGGUCAGAUGGAGCGCAUUAAAGAGCAAUAUUUGAUCAGAAACAGAAAUGCAGAAGAGAACAGACUGCGAGAAAAUGCUGCAGCAGUGAAGAUUCAGAGCUGGUUUCGAGGCUGUCAGGUGCGAGCCUUCCUCAGCUAUCUUCACCGGAAUGCGACUGUAAUACAGAAAACAUGGCGGGCUUUCAGCGCACGCCAGUACUUUAGGCAAAGGGUAAAGACAGCAUAUUUUCUCAUGAAGAUGAAUUUCUACAAUAAGAUGGCUGUCAAGAUACAACAGAGAUGGAGAGGCUACUACAUAAGGAAGUACGUUCACAAUUACUAUGAACGGAAGAGGUAUUUGGAAGCCUUGGCAAAGAAGAAUGAACAAGUCAGGAGAGAACUCGAGGAACUAGCAGAGCACCAGAAAAAAGAGAGAGAGCGCAUUGCCAUGGAGAGAGAGGAGCAGGAGAAAUAUAUGCAAGCUCAACGACUUCACUUCCUUCUCAGCACCAAACAGCGCCCAGGUGUGUUCAACUCUCCGUUCCGCCCAGAGCCUGAUGAGAUGGAGCUGAGGUUAAGGACAGUAAAACUUUUGCGGACAAGAUCUGCUCCCAAAGAAACAGCGACCAACCAGCAGCCAUCUGGCUUCUUGUCUAGCAUAGAGAGACUACCACCAAUACAUAAGACACCACAGGGGCCUUUCAGGGCAGCUGCAGAGGUUCAGCGGCAGCGCCAGCGGCCCCUGGAGCCGAGCCUGCGCGUGGCCACAUCCAUCACGGCCCUGGAGGAGGCCAGAGAGGAGCUGCGGCAGCACGAAUGGAGGACUCGCCUCAUCGACCAGCCGUUUAUGCCUUUCUCAAAGGCCCACCCAAACAAAGAAUAUGAGGCUCUUCUCCGCACACAUUCUCCAUAUCAGCAGACAGCGUACGGAAAAAAGUACUUCCGAGAAGAAGACAGGACCCAUCUCCAAGGGAAAAAGAAAUUCAAGACAGUCUUCACAACCUGCCAAGUUUUUGACAAGUUUGGACGACUAUACUCCGAUACUGGGAAAAUUGUUUAGCAGAGUAAAUCAAUGAAAUAAAAUA
Ictalurus punctatus (channel catfish) is the source of this 1256-nucleotide messenger RNA. It is a transcript of the gene spata17, whose product is annotated as spermatogenesis associated 17. Bases 170 to 1231 code for a protein of 353 amino acids. The record is from RefSeq and is a predicted model, not a curated record. Gene Ontology annotation, biological process: mitotic cell cycle; spindle organization; establishment of meiotic spindle localization. Lineage: Eukaryota; Metazoa; Chordata; Actinopteri; Siluriformes; Ictaluridae. The transcript has 10 exons. Gene Ontology annotation, molecular function: protein binding. Gene Ontology annotation, cellular component: spindle pole.